AUGGGGAAUUGUGUGGUUAAGUCUCACUCUCAUGUCAAAGAUGAAGAUUCUGUUCACGUGGAAUUUGCUUCUGGGAAGGUGCAUCUUAUUAAUACCAAAGAAUCUUGGGACCAAAAGUUAGAACAAGCAAAGGAGGAAAGACAAAUUGUCAUUGCAAAUUUCAGUGCAACAUGGUGUGGUCCUUGUAAGGUGAUUGCACCAUAUUAUUGCGAGUUAUCAGAGCACUAUCCAUCCAUUAUGUUCUUACUAAUUGAUGUGGAUGAACUAAUUGACUUUAGCACAUCGUGGGACAUUAAAGCCACACCAACUUUCUUUUUUCUUAGAGAUGGACAAGAGAUUGACAAACUUGUAGGAGCCAACAAGCCAGAGUUGGAGAAGAAGAUUGCUAGUAUUAAUGUAGUUCCCUGUCGUCAAUAG
This is a messenger RNA of Vicia faba (fava bean), 417 nucleotides long. NCBI's taxonomy places the organism in Eukaryota, Viridiplantae, Streptophyta, Magnoliopsida, Fabales, Fabaceae. The record is from the annotation of a GenBank genome assembly.